AUGUCUCGAGACAUGUCCAAGGUCGGCGAGAGCACUCGGAGCAAAGGUUUCGUGAUUCCGGAAGGCAGCUUCCGGACGUCGGUCACGAUAAAGGUCGUUCGACCUCUGCGCAGUCUGUCGCGCCGCAUCGAUCUUAUCAGUAUGUCGGCUGAUGAUAUCGCUACGCUUCGACGACUCACCAUCGGUCCCAUGUCGAGCGACUCCAUUGCCCUGAUCAGGACGGCUUGGCAGGCCACCAAGAUACGAUAUCCAGUGGAUGAUGGCCAACCUCUCGUAGCGGCCGAGGCAUGGGUCCGGUAUGCCUCUACAGUGGCCGGGGAUGGCAGCGACGCAAUGCCGACAUCCAUGCGCCAGCUCGCAAGCGGGGCGAACGUAGACGAGGAGAUCGUGCAGGCGUAUCUUGAGCUUCUCCGUGCACAAUCAACUAGACACGCGGAUAUUGCCUCUACUCGAUCUCUCAACGAGGGGCCGGUAGACAUCCGCAAUGAGGGCCUGGAACGACCUGUCAUCAUUCCAUGCCAAGACGGCACCGCUUGGGCAUUUGCUGUUGCAUAUCCUGAUUGUGUGCAUUGGUACGACAGCCGACCGAACGCUAGCAUCCCCAAUCUAGCCACGACGCCACGGCCAAUCGUGACCAACUGGACAGGGCCGAAGGUGUCGCAGGAUCGCGUUGAUGAUGCAGGCGUUCUCGCCCUCAUCGGCAUCCGACAGAUUCACCAAGGGGCUCCUCACAUGAGUCAGGAAUGCGCCAAUGAGCUCGUCUCCUCCUUCCGGGCGCGCUUAGUAGCGGAGCUUACAUGCGGUGAGCUGGAGCCUAGUGCGGAGGCGCUCGCGGCCAUGGCGCCCGCAGAGGCCGAAGCAGGAAGUCAAUUCUUCGCGGACGCGCUAUACGGAACUGAACCAUACCAUAAGAGCUCAAGCUCGUCCCGAAAUACAUCCCCGGACGUCGUCCAUCCGGCGUCGCCGCACCCGGUAAGCGCCCGUGAGGGACCAAACUUGCGCCAGAGGGUGGCCCCGCCCAUCCACACAGAGUCGUCGUCACCAGUGCGGCCAUUGUCCGGUGGCACACGCGUCCAGCCCGGGCGAGACGACCGUCGCACCAUCCUUGGACAUCUCUGCGAGGCCGUGCUGUCAUAUCGUGCCAUACAAGGUUCCGAUCAGCUUAGCCUUGCCGUGCUCUGGCAGUCGGUCAAGCGAGGCGCGACCGGCAGUACUUUCCACAAAAGGCUAAAUUGCGUGCGCUUCUGCGAACGGAUGGAUGCGCUGGAUGAUGCCCAGGCG
This is a messenger RNA of Emericellopsis cladophorae, 1281 nucleotides long. RefSeq lists its product as uncharacterized. The record is from RefSeq and is a predicted model, not a curated record. Lineage: Eukaryota; Fungi; Ascomycota; Sordariomycetes; Hypocreales; Bionectriaceae. The annotation marks the transcript as partial. The transcript has 2 exons.